Messenger RNA from Hippoglossus stenolepis (Pacific halibut), 4653 nucleotides. RefSeq names its product tripartite motif containing 101 (gene trim101). Gene Ontology annotation, molecular function: zinc ion binding. The coding region runs from base 616 to 2100 and encodes 494 amino acids. NCBI's taxonomy places the organism in Eukaryota, Metazoa, Chordata, Actinopteri, Pleuronectiformes, Pleuronectidae. The transcript is spliced from 12 exons. The record is from RefSeq and is a predicted model, not a curated record.
CUACUGUUACACACACACACACACACACACACACACACGGCUGUGGAUGGCGAAGAAGCUGCGAACAAACAAACCUCCGAGUCACCACUUGUGUACAAAAAGGAGAAAUGGAGUGAGAGCUGGAUGAGCGAGGGAGGAGGACAGAGAGAGAGAGACAUGCCUCAUGCAGAUUCAUUGAGGACGUCACAGGAGGAGAAGAAGAAGAAGAAGCUUCAUUUCUCUUCUUCAAACAUGAAACUCGGUCUUGGACGUCUCCACCUGAACUGACAGAUGUUGUAUCAGUGGUUUUUCUCACUGAGACGUUUCUUCAGUGUCUCAGCUUCACUUGCUGCUGACAGCUGAUGUCUGAGCCACUCGGGGGUUUGUGACACUUCAGUGUGCAGCGUCAUGCAAAACCCAAAUUAAACCAAAUACCAGUUAAACUGCAGCUCAGCUCCUCUGAAGGAGGAAGAACCCACAGGUGUCUCACGUGUGGUUAGUUUGAUUUCAUUGGAAAGAAAAGUUCAGCCACAUUUCUUCAGUCAAAGACAAAUCAAAGUGACGACAGACGGAACCACAGACAGCAGAGGACGACUCACUUCCUCCUGUCAGUCCCCAGGUGGAUGAGGUGCAGCCAUGUCUGUAGACCUGAGCGUCCUGCAGAGCGGCGGAGGAGCAGAGGGGGAGGCGGCGCUGGCGACUCUGGAGAAACAGCUGAUCUGUCCCAUCUGCCUGGAGCUGUUCAACAAGCCAGUGGUGAUUCUGCCCUGUCAGCACAACCUGUGCAGGAAGUGUGCCAACGAGCUGUACCAGCCCUCGCUGUUCCAGGCUCGAACCACCAUGACGGUGAACAGCGGCCGCUUCCGCUGUCCGUCCUGCAGACACGAGGUCGUGCUGGAUCGCCACGGCGUCUACAGCCUUCAGAGAAACCUGCUGGUGGAGAACAUCAUCGACGUCUACAAACAGGAAGUCAGCAACAGCACCAGCAACGCCACGAGUCCCCCCCCGCCUCCUCCGCCUCCUGCUCAGCUGACGUGUUCGGCCCACGAGGGCGAGAAGGUGAACAUCUACUGCCUCAGCUGUCGGGUUCCCACCUGCUCCCUCUGCAAAGUGUUCGGGGCUCAUCAGUCGUGUGAGGUGGCUCCUCUGACCGACGUCUACCAGCAGCACAAGGACGAGCUGAGGGAAGGAGUCAGUUCUCUGGUGACGGUGAACGACAGAAUCCAGGCUUUGAUCGACGAGCUGGAGGAAACCUGCAGAAACACAGAGCAGAACUGUUCUGCUCAGAAACAGAGCGUCUGUGACAAGUUCGACCGAAUGAAGUCCAUCCUGGGAGAGAGACACAAGGCGAUGACUCAGCAAAUCAGCUCCGAGCAGGAGGAGAAGACGGGCCACGCCCAGGCUUUGGUGCGUUGCUAUGGGGACAGCGUGGAGGCCAAUGCCAAACUGAUGGAGAGAGCAGCGAGCGGCACGGACGAGCCGGACACGGCUGCGUUUGUCCAGAAUUCCAGAGCGCUCAUCACAGAGGUGGUGACAGCGACCAGCUCCUGUCCGACCGAGACCCUGAAGCCAGGUUACGAGAAUCUGAGCCCGUACGAAUUUAACUUCAUCCGACAGGAGCGAGCUCUGAGGAGCAUCGACUUUAUGAAAGGUUCUUUGUUUUCAGCUGUGGAGGAUGUUCCUGAAGAACCAGAUGUGGAACCAGAGGAACCCAGAGAACUUUCUGAACUAAAGCCCCAUCAGGAGCCGUCCGUCCAGAACCUGGAAUCUGGAGCAGAAGCAGUUAAAGAGACGACAUCACCACCAGAGGAACCAGCUCCAGAUCCAGAGCUGCUGAGAGGCCGUGAGGAACCUGCAGGGGCCGACCUGCAGCCGCAGCCUGACGACGCUGAAGAGAACGAUGGAGAAUCAGGUCGGAUCAACAAGAAGGAGGAGGAGGAGGAGGAGGAGGAGGAGAGAGACGAGGGAGGUGCAGCUCCCGACUCCAUUAAAGACACAACCAUCUGUGAAUGGGAGGGAAUGAGCACACAACAGGCUGUCACUCUGCUCUUCUACCUGUUGGCCUUCCUGCUCAUCCUUCAGAACGUGUGGGCGUACAUCGGCUGCUUCAUUUGCACAUGACCUCAGCAGGAGGCACAUCACUGCUCAGAUGGAGGAUGAGACCAGGAGUCCUGCUGAGACCAGCCCUCCCUCCUCCUCUUCAUCCUCCUCCUCCUCCUCCUCCUUCACCCUCAGCGAGGAGCCUCGUCGACCCACUUUUUGCUUUUCGUGGCUAAACCCGCUCCACAAGAGGAAGUAGAGAGACAGAGAGAGAGAGACAGAGAGAGAGAGAGAGAGAGAGAGAACAGACAGAGAGAGAGAGACAGAGAGAAGGGAGGGAGAGAGAGAAGAGAGAGAGAGAGAGAGAGAGAGAGAGACUCUUCACUCUACUUCAGUAGAGAGUAGGGAAUCCUGAAGUAUUUGGAAUAGCAGCAGUAUUCAUUAUUGUAGUAGAACUAGUUGUAUUACAAGUAGUAAAAUAUGUACAAGUAUGAGGUUUUAGUACUUGUACUUGGAAAAGUGUCUUUUGUCCUCAGUGAGACUUUGUCUUAAACUGUUGAUCGCAACAUCUAAGACAUCAAAGGAAUCUUUCCUGGUUAAACACACUGGAAAAGAGAAAGCUACACUCUAGUAAAGCCCUCGAACAACGUGCCAUUAUUCAAAAACUAUAAGUCCUAUCUGUGAAAUAAAGACACCGUGAGAAUCCCAAGACUUUGCCGAACACACAGAUAGCUUUUCUAUUAGCUUUAGAAUUAAGAAAUGGGACCGUGGGAGCGAUUAGACCCAAUGGAGAGGGAGCCCAGAGAACUAAAGUUAAAAAACUGGAUUCAGCCAAAGGUUUAGCUCUGAUAGCUUUCAUGUGACAUCUCUGUGAAGCUAACAAGUUUUCCUACGUCUUGAUCUGAACAUCAUGUAUGACGACCUCCACUUGUGGCUCUGAGAGCAGUUUACACAAACAGUAGCUGAAAACCAGUCCAGCUCGCCUCUCGCUCUAAAUGGGCGAGAGACAUUGACUCCCAUUCAUUUUUUACUGCAAUGCAAUGAGACACACAUAACAACGCUGUGGUCCAAGUUCCUUGGAUGUUACAUUAUUAAAGGAAAUUGAUGACAUCAAAGCAUUUACACUUCAAAGGUAGAAUGAUUUGUAUAAAAGCAGUAGUAAUGGUUGUCACUCGCCAAUAAACCAAACGAAGAAGAAGAACGAGUUACUGCGAUUAGAGAUACUGCUACUAAUACUAAUAUAGACAUAGCUCAGAAUAUGCUGUGUGAAUUAUUCAGAGCUGUAAGUUGAUACAGCAUUUUGUAUUAACAGAGAGGAGAAAUAAAAAUGGUUGAGCCUAAGGACACUGACAGUCUCUGUGCUAUGAAAGAGGAACUCCGGGGAGAAUUCAAGAUCCUCCUGGGAGAAAAAGAGGACCUCUAUCAAGAAAAACUGGACCUCCAGGGAGAAAUCAUAAAACUCAAGGGAGAAAUCAUGAUGGUCCAGACAGACAUCGGGAUCUUUGAGACAAAUCUCAAGAUCCAUCAGGGAAGAAUCAUCAACCUGCUGCGAGAAAUCGAGAUAUCCCAGGAAGAAAACCAGGACCUCCGGGGAGAAAACCAAGACCUCCAGGAAGAAAACCAGGACCUCCAGGAAGAAAACCAGGUCCUCCGGGGAGAAAACCAGGUCCUCCAGGAAGAAAACCAGGACCUCCAGGAAGAAAACCAGGUCCUCCAGGAAGAAAACCAGGUCCUCCAGGAAGAAAACCAGCUCCUCCAGAGAAAAAGCCAGGAUCUCCAGAGCGAAAACCAGGUUCUCCAGAGAAAAAACCAGGAUCUCUAUUUUCACAUAUAACUGUGUGUAUUAAGGGUUUACCGUUUUAUUUGUUUUCUGUGGAGUUUGAAUGUGUUUGAGGACGAGUUGACGGGGUACUGAAGCUAACGCUAAUGUGUGAUGACCCCUGGUGUCCUCUUGGGGUAUGAUCUGGGAGUAACCUGUGUAUCUAUUCUUCAGGUAGCUGACUGAUGUGAUCUGGAGCACCAUCUUUGACAAACACUUAUUCUUUGAUGUUUUUUGUUUGGUCCAUGUCCCAUCUGCUAACAGGGAGGAGGAGGAGUUUAUGACCUUUACUGAAGCCAGACACCAGGGGGUGAUAGAGACACUCUGGUUUCAGGAGCCGUCGUGUUCUCCAUCUUUAUUCACAGUCUGGCGUUAGCCUGUUACUUUAGCUGCAGCUGCAGUGAUUAAAUUAAUGUUGUGAUGAUUAUCGCAGCUUUUCAGUGUUUUACUUCAAUGAAACAAUAUUUUAUCUCUAACAUCAAAUAUCUUGUGCUGUGACAGACUUCCAAAAAAUAACUUCCAACUCUUCAGCGAUAAACUGUGAGGUGACGUCUCAAACCUCUAUCAGAGCAAAUCAAAGUGUUUCCUCUCUGUGAGUAAAAUAAGCACUUUUCUUCAUGUGUGGUGUUUUUUAAAGUUUUUAAGUGAUGCAGGACAUAGAUUCCGGUUUUAUUUGAUAUAUGAAGAGAUGAAAUAAAUCAGAUUUUGGUCACCUGAAGUCACAUGUAAUUACUGUUUUAAUUUACAUGAUAGAUUUGGUUUGUAAUGUCACAGCUUAUUUUAUUAAAAAUUAUUGUCACAGUUCAUUUACUUUU